Molecule: messenger RNA, 3764 nt
Organism: Anopheles cruzii
Lineage: Eukaryota; Metazoa; Arthropoda; Insecta; Diptera; Culicidae
Product: nucleolar protein dao-5
Exons: 3
Coding region: 496-1839 (447 amino acids)
Source: RefSeq, a predicted model, not a curated record
GCUCGCGUUUGACGUCGCAUUUUCAGCUUGCGUUUCACGCGUGCAUUAGGAAGGAAAUCAAGAGUGAUCACGUCGCAACGCGUCCACUUCAAAGAGGCGGGAAUCAAGUAAAGUGUGAAGCAAAAACAAAAGCAAUCCUGUGCGCGAGUCGGUGGUAGACGUGACGAACGGCAAACGUUCGUUAGUUUUGUUUUCGCCAGUACACGCAGUACCCGCCAGCGCGCGAUAUCAGGGUUCGCAACCGGAACGUACAGUGCAGCACCACUAGCUCCCUUAUUCCGCCUCACGCAUCGCGUGUGUGUCCUACGGUGGUUGGAGCGAGAGAACAACGGGCGGUGCGGACGUUGUUCUACACCGUGCGGCCGCAAUAUUGUGCGCUAGAGGGCGGAAGGCUAGCCGUUCUUUAAUUGUGUGUGCGCGCGUAUCUUGCGUUACCGUUGUCGGAGCGCACAGUCCUCGAACGGGGUGACGAACGCAGGGUGAAAAGUGAAAAAUAUGUCGGAAUCGAACGCGAAGCCGGUCGAGGAGAUGUCGGCAAGUGAAGUUAAAACGCCGACGAAACGGACACCUAAAAGAAAGGCGGAGGCGUUUCAAAAGGAGAGCGAAGCGCUGCUCAAAAAUCUCGGCGUCACCGUCGACCUAGAUGAUGGCCGUCGUCGGACACGUUCAAGUUCUCGCGCUGUCACAGCAACGCCACCAACGACACCGGCAACACCACCAGCAAAGCGAGCUCGUGGCGCAGCGACACAGUCAAAGUCCCCGUCACCAGCAUCGGACGAAGCGCAAAAAUCAAAGGCAACACCGAAAAAGCGUGAACACGUGGUGGAACCGAGAAAAAUUGUUCUGCAAAAAGAUCAACCGACUGCAGAAAGCCAGCCCGAGGCGAACACAAGUAGCACAAGCAGCGCGCCAGCAGCAGCAGAAAAUUCGGUUGAGAAAAUGGACGUCAGCACAGUACAGCAACAGGCAAAGUUCGGCAAACCGGAGGGCCAGGUAGCCAGCGACGUGGUUGAGGAAAAGAAAGUCGAUGACACUAAACUGCGGGAAGUGAACACGAAGGACGAAGCCGAUGCUACCAGCACAACCACCGAGGCGCUGUCGGCAGAAGCGAAGAAGGACGAGGAACAUCAAAAAGAUGCUGCUCCGCAGAAGAAGAACGACGAACCUCCAGCGGUGGAUGGCGUAAAGGCAUCCGUGGUGUCUGCUGCGGAAGAACCGAUGGAGGUAGAUGGUGGAAGUGGUGAAAAGGCAGUUGCCAGCAGCAAAGCAAAGGCUAACGUAACUGCUGCCCCCGUAAGGGUAGAAUCCACCGAUAGUUCGGCCACCGAGGAAACUCAUGAAAAUUCCACCGACUCAGCGAAGCAAGAGGACAGGCCAAAGGAUUCCAACGCUACCACCGUCGGGGUGACUAAGGAAGAGGUUAAAGUGGUUGAAACGAAAGUUGCGACGGCUACUAACGUGGUUGAGAGCAACGGUGAAGUAGUGAGCCACCCGGAAGACACAGUGGUCAAGACGGUGACAUCUACGGCAGAGGUGGUCGAUGGACCGGAGAAGAAAGAAGAAGAGCCAGCAGCGCCUGCCGUCGGGAAGGAGCCGCCAGCAGAAAAUAUUAAGGCAGUAUCUGUCCCAGUAGCAGCCCCGGUAGACGUGACAAGUAGCACGGUCGUAGAGAUUGAUGACAACUCAUCGAACGAGGACACUGUGCCGGUCGUGAAAAGCGUAGAUGUAGAUUGUGCACCGAAAGAGAACAAUGUUGCAGACAAAGUGAAUUCAAAUGUGGAGCCUAAGAUUGUUGCAAGCGAACCGACGGCCGUGGAAGCAGCACCGGCAGCACCGUAAGCAGAGCACUUAUCACCGUCACCAAUUUGUUUCAAUUCACCCCCGGUUUUUGAAUAUUUUUGUUUGUAGUUUGUUUCGUAAGAAAAGCGUCGUAGUAAGAAAAUGCUUGAAAAGAUAGGCCAUGUGAACUAGACGAAGAAAUAUUGCAAGCCAACAGAAUAGGAAUGACAGAGAGAUGAAUAGAGCGAGAGAAAGAUAGAAAGAGUGCAAAAUGGACGGAUUUCUUAGUAUAAAGGUUGUUGAUCGAUUAGUUCUACAUUUCGCGUGCCGAUUCAUCGACGUUAUAUAUGUUGUCAAAUCGUUGGAAAUAAUGUUUGGAAAAAGCAUUUCACCUCCGGACAUGAUGGAUGAACGAAUCCAUUUUUUCUUUUGUUUGAUCUAUUAACUGUAAUUUUGCAUACCUGGUUGUCCUCCGGUACGCCACGAUGCUGUUUAUGCCUAUUUUGGAACGUAAGAGGUAAUAAAAGCAAUCCAAGUUGUGAACUACUGUUUCACCAUAGUAACGACGAAUGACGAUUCUUAACGUUUCCGAUUCGUAGUUGAGGCACCCAACCCAAACCCAAUCAGCAUAUUCGUACUAAUAUUUUGAAUUUAAGGUGAACAAAAAAAUAAAUGAACUACAAAAUGGUUGAAAUUUGUCGUAGACCUCAAAUUACGGAGUGACUCAUGGUUAGAGUACAAAAACGAAUGUAACCAGAAGGAAGAAAGCAAAUAUUUACAACUUUAAAGAUGACGAAUAUCAUAAAAUCCAUUUAUAUGCCCGCAGCCAAGCUUGUCGGUUAAGAGUAAGAGUUUCGGAAUCUGCAUCAGACACAGCCAGCCGAGUCGAGCCGAGAAGCAGUCAGGGAGGCAGCAGUGAUGUUGGUGAAAGGAAGUGAAUUGAAAGUAUACGUUUCCGCACGAUAUCCUUAUUUUCCUUAUGUCCCAGAGAACCAGCGGAACGGGCUGAGUUCUGUUUUUUCUUCGUUCGUUUACUUCUUUUCCCUAAGUAACCAUACCAAGAAGCAGAAUCAAAAACCAAAGUGUAACGAAAGCGAAAGGAAGGAAAGAUAGAGAGUAGAGCAUCUUUUUUUCUCGCUCGCUCGCGUGUGACACUUUGAAGCAAGGAUCGGUGUUGACUAUGUAGAAUCGUUUCUUUUUUUUCUAGUUAUGGCCAUCUUAGACUAGAGUUUGUCGUUAUUAAGAAGUUGGAACGCCAACACGAAAAUAACGCUCUGCACCUUGUAACAGAAUGAGAUAGAGGCGUGCACAGAAAAACAGGGUAAUAAUAUAAAGGUGUUACAUUUUUCGACUACUCCAUCAGCAACAGAUAGGCCAUAGAACUAUGAACAUGUGUUAAAAUAUCUGUCUCGUUAUAUCAUGUCAUCUUUUUCAUCUGUUUGGACGGACGGAACCCGCUAGGAUCGGUUUGCUUCUUUACCGUUGCCUUAACGCUUGGUACAUUUGUUUGAGGAAAGCGAGUGCGAGCGAGAUAGCAGACACCGUUGUACAGUGUGGCGCUGUGCAGACAUGUGGUUCUGGUGGUUCUCCAACGCUGUACAAAAGAUGUUAAACGGAAUCCUAAUCCAUCAGUACUAUUUACACGGAGCAAAUGAAAAGUCAGUGCAGCAGGCAGAAAUGCUUGAGGCCGGCGAUGCAUCCAAAACUUGAAAACAACACUAACACCACGUACAACUGGCAAUCGAUUCUAUUUUAUAAUCUGUACAAUGUUCACCGAUAAGAAUUAAAAAGAUUACAAAUGUGCGGAGCUUUGCGAAUUAAACGAAAUUUUCAAAAGUAACACAAUAUUGCACCGCGGCUACUGCGGCGGUGAGGCAGAAUAAGAGCGAUUUUACCUGAUAACUUGUGUAGGUUAGAAUGCUAUAGUCUUGUAAUGUAACUUGUAAUGUAACUAUAGUCUUUACAUGAAAUAUAAAACUGUGUCG